Messenger RNA from Mobula hypostoma (lesser devil ray), 6482 nucleotides. RefSeq names its product DISC1 scaffold protein (gene disc1). Gene Ontology annotation, biological process: neuron migration; cilium assembly. Bases 114 to 2792 code for a protein of 892 amino acids. NCBI's taxonomy places the organism in Eukaryota, Metazoa, Chordata, Chondrichthyes, Myliobatiformes, Myliobatidae. The record is from RefSeq and is a predicted model, not a curated record. The transcript is spliced from 14 exons. Gene Ontology annotation, cellular component: microtubule; intermediate filament cytoskeleton; mitochondrion.
UCGGAUGGAGCGGACCGCAGCGCACGGCGCAAGAAUUCAAACCUAACGGGGUGUAGCGCGCGAGUGACCGCGGGGGUGAGAGAGCUCGCGCCGAGCCCCGGCCGCACGGCGAGAUGUUCGCCGGUAUGAACGUCAUGACCGUCCGGGAUUCGCCGACAUUUCCCUCUCGAUUGGCCUCCGUUCCCGGCAGCGGCGGUGGGCCUCGAGAACAACGGUCGCAGGAACGAGGUUCAGUACUGACUGGAGUCACCUCCUGCAAAAGAAAGCUCUCAAAGAGGCCGGGGUAUAUGUGGAAGAAUGUUGAACAAAGGUUAAGCCAUCCCACACCUGCUGGUAUUCAUUUGGAUUCACAACGUACUGGAAAAGAAACAAAUAGUCGUACAGGCUUGUCUUUUGACAUUAAUAAACAGGAGAAGCACAGAUUAAACAAUAAACACACAAGGGAAGACAAAUAUGUAGAUUAUCAGAAUACUGUUUCUGAUCGGUUGUCUGCCAGAAGUCCUGUGGUUGCAGAUAUGAUUGGGUCAGAAAGUGUUCAGCACAUUCUUGGUUCUAACUGUCCGUGUAGCAUUGACAGUCAAGAAUGUUCCUUUUAUACUGGGGUUAAUACUUAUUCCAAGCAUUUGUUGACAGGCAAUCUGCAGAAGAAAGAUGCUUGCCUUAAACAAUAUAAAAAGGAAAGAAGUAUUGAUGUUAGUAAGUCACAAGCUAUUACUAGUCCAAAUAAACAAGUAGACAGUGAAAAUUUGCAAAGACAGCAGCUUUGGGACAUUGAUAGAGAAAUGGAUUCAGCUAGCACUUUUAUUUCCAGCUUUAAUUUCAUACAGAUGUCGUCAAAUUGUAACAGCACUAUUAUUGGCAAUAAAGAUGAAUCACAGCAGAAUAGCCUUGUUUUACCGCGUCACGAUGCUGAACUAGAAAUGCGAUGCCAUGAUACAAAUACAUUCAUAACAAAUCAGUUCUGCUCCAAAUCUUUAUGGAAGGAUUUUAACACCAAUUCUUUGCACGCAUGUCAAAAUGUUGGCAUUAAGUGUGGUACUGAUGCAAAGUCAGAGAACAGUCAUCAGGACUAUGACUUGCUCUCACUAGAUACAGAUAUUUGUGCAUGUUCAGCUGAUACUUCUGAUGGCUCUUCUGCUGGUUCAUCUGUAACAUCAGGGUAUGAGAGCAGCAUCACCAUACUUGACCAGAAAUGUCAUUCUUUAAUGAGGAAAUAUGAACCAAUUCUUCAAGAUUGCCUCCAUGAAAACAGAAUAAAGUUGAAGCUUCAAACCUUGAUCUUAAAGCUACAGAAACUGCAGAAGAAUGCUGUACAGAAUGAUGAUUAUGAGAAAGCUGACAAGUUCAACAGGAAGUUAGCGGAACUGAAGAAAGAGCAAAGUUCUUUAAAAUUCCAACUGCCUUCCCACCAUCCUUGUAUUAUGAUGUUUCUGCAAAAUUGUGAACUUCAUCUACAAGUUGCUGAGCACCAGCAUAAUUGUUUUUUAAAUAAGAAUGGAGGGAGUUUCUUUCUGAAAAGUAAUGAACAUGGAUAUUCAGAUUUAAACCCAGAUAAACUACCUAUUUUGUGGUCAAGGAGAAAUCAGCUUAUUCAAGAUAGACAAAAGUUGCAGAAAGAAAUUGCUGAAAUUAAGGAACGACUUGCAUUGUUGGAAGCCAGGGACUAUCAGCUGAGUAUAGAAAUAGAAGAAGGAAACAGACUAACAGAAUCACAUGAUUGUGAACUUACUUCUUUACCAACCACAUCAGCAAGUGAAUUACAUGAUCUGCGUAAAACACUACAGGAUAUUCUACCAUUAAGAAAUAAAGUCCUCCUCAAUGCAGAGCUCCCUGAACAUAUAAAAAGGCUUCAGAGAAAAGAACAGCUGCUAAGUAUGGCUAUAAAGACAGCUGCUGCAAAGGUCUGCAGCAGUCAAAAGUUGUGCAGUAACUUCAGCGAAAAACUGAGUGAUAUUGAAAAACAACUUCCAACUCUCUUGGAAGCCAAAGUAUUAGCCAUAUCUGGCAAUGAAUUUUCAACUGCAAAGGAUUGUGCUGAGGAGAUUAAAUGUUUGACAUCUGAUAAAGGUAGACUUGAAGAAAUUAUCAGCAACUUGCAGUGUUUAAUUAUUAGAAAUGGUCAGCAGCUGGAGGCUAUCAAGGAUGAUUACAACAAAUUGAAAACUGAACUGGAACAGGAAGAAAGGCUCUUUGAGAAUGACCAGAGAGAAAACAUUAUUAAAUAUAUGGGAGUCUUGGAAGACAAACUUCAUAGUUGUAGAACCCAUUUAUUUGAGAAAGUGUGGGAAGCAGACUUAGAGACCUGUCAACUCUUUAUUAGCGGUUUGCGCUUGAAGGAGUCCAGUUACAGUGCAUGUGAGAGAGAAGAGUACAAAGCAGGAGAUAAUGAUGAAGCCAUUGAAGAUUCAUGUUCAGAUAUUAAAGAAAUGGGAGAUUAUUUCUGUCCAAGUAAACAAGAUUGGCAUACAAUACAGUUCUUUGGUCCUGAACAAAAAGAAACUGAUUCAAGUGAGGUAUCAGUGAAAUGUUUUCUCAGCAUCAAAGGUUCGCAGUCAAAGGUUGCCUGUAAAGGUUCUGCAUUGAAAAUAGAAGAACAAUGUGAAAAUAUUAGUGACAAGCUGGUACAUUUGGAAGAGCAGCUGCAAGUGGCAAUAAACAAUCAGGAUGACAGUCUUACUCAGUAUCUACAAAGAGAAACCCAGACGGUAAAAGAAGCACUGCAGGCAAUGUUGAAACAGCUUUUGUCUUUGGAAGAGGAUACGACAGAAGACUUUGUAGUUAACAUCUGGUGACUAAAGAAGGAAUUGCUAGAAGGCAAAUUCACCUGAUGUUGACUUGUAACAUUCCACUUUUGUUAUCUGUAAUAUUUUAGACAGAGUUUUAAUAAUUGCUGUACAAAAAUGACAAUCAAUAAUGACAACCAACAUAUAAUUCUCCGUAACUUCCGCCACCUCCAAUGGAAUCCCACCACUAAGCACAUCUUUCCCUCCGCCCCCCCCACCCCGCUUUCCGCAGGGAUCGCUCCCUACGUGACUCCCUUGUCCAUUUGUUCCCCUCCCAUCCCUCCCCACCGAUCUCCCUCCUGGCACUUAUCCUUGUAAGCGGAACAAGUGCUACACAUGCCCUUACACUUCCCCCCUCACCACCAUUCAGGGUCCCAGACAGUCCUUCCAGGUGAGGCAACACUUCACCUGUGAGUCGACUGGGGUGAUAUACUGCGUCCGGUGCUCCUGAUGUGGCCUUCUAUAUAUUGGCAAGACCCGACGCAGACUGGGAGAUCGUUUUGCUGAAUACCUAUGCUCUGUCCACCAGAGAAAGCAGGAUCUCCCAGUGGCCACACAUUUUAAUUCCACAUCCCAUUCCCAUUCUGAUAUGUCUAUCCACGGCCUCCUCUACUGUAAAGAUGAAGCGACACUCAGGUUGGAGGAACAACACCUUAUAUUCUGUCUGGGUAGCCUCCAACCUGAUGGCAUGAACAUUGACUUCUCAAACUUUGGCUAAUGCCCCACCUCCCCCUCGUACCCCAUCCGUUAUUUAUUUAUAUACACACAUUCUGUUUUUUCUCUCUCCUUUUUCUUCAUCUGUCCCUCUCACUAUACCCCUUGCUCAUCCUCUGGGCUCCCCCCCCCCUUUUCUUUUUCCCUAGGCCUCCUGUCCCAUGAUCCUCUCAUAUCCUUUUUGCCAAUCGACUGUCCAGCUCUUGGCUCCAUCCCUCCCCCUCCUGUCUUCUCCUAUCAUUUCAGAUCUCCCCCUCCCCCUCCCACUUUCAAAUCUCUUACUGGCUCUUCUUUCAGUUUGUCCUGACGAAGGGUCUCGGCCCAAAACAUCGACUGCAUCUUUUCCUAGAGGUGCUACCUGGCCUGCUGCGUUCACCAGCUACUUUUAUGUGUGUUGGUUGUAAUCAAUAAUAAGCACUUGAUUUAGAUCCAGGGUUUAAAUUUAAUCUGGUAAUAUUAUCUUAUAUUAAUAUUUGCUUUAAUGUCAGAAUUAAUGUGAAUCUUACUCCUGUUUCACAUAAAAUACUAGAAACAAAAGUCGGUGCAACUUCACGUUUAGUAAAAAAGAAGUUUAAAAUAUUUCACUCCUAAAAGAUAGCACUUCUAUAAUUCAAAUUUUCAAUAUUUUCUCCACUACGUUAUUUGAACAUUUCUGAUUUUUUCAUUGUUCAUAAGGAAGAUGAUCAACGGGGCAUUUUCUACGAAGAAUAUCUGAGAAUUCUACUAGGAAUCCUUUGUUUCGUGGCUCUCUGUGGGGAAGACAAAUCUCAGGGUUAUAUUCUGCAUACAUACUUUGAUAAUAAAUGUAUGUUAAACUGAAACAGUGAACUCUGUUUAGCAUAAAUCAUUUGGUCAGAUGAACUUCCUUAUUCACAAAUCAAAUGCAAAAUUUGUUUUCUAACAUUCAGUAAGACCAGACGUGAUUCUUUAAGAAUUAGUGGAGCCAGCUCCCUAGUUUGCCGUAAAAAGUAGGAAGUGGCAAUUGAGGCAAAAGUAAAUACUAUUAGAGGCCCAGUGUAUUUAGAAACAUAGAAAACCUGCAGCACAAUACAGGCCUUUUGGCCCACAAUGCUGUGCCGAACAUGUACUUACUUUAGAAGUUACCUAGGGUUACCCAUAGCCCUCUAUUUUUCUAAGCUCCACAUACCUAUCCAGGAGCCCCUUAAAAGACUCUAUUGUAUCUGCUUCCCACAGUCGCUGGCAGCCCAUUCCACGCACUCGUCACUCUGCGUUUUUAAAAAAAAACUUACCCCUGAUAUCUCCUCUGUACCUACUUACAGCACCUUAAAACUGCGCCCUCUCGUGUUAGCCAUUUCAGCCCUUGGGGAAAAAGCUUCUGACUAUCCACACGAUCAAUGCAACUCAUCAUCUUACACAUCUCUAUCAGGUCACCUCUCAUCCUCCGUCGCUCAAAGGAGAAAAGGCCAAGUUCACUCAACCUAUUCUCAUAAGGCAUUCUCCCCAAUCCAGGCAACAUCCUUGUAAAUCUCCUCUGCACCCUUUUUAUGGUUUCCACGUCCUUCCUGUAGUGAGGUGACCAGAACUGAAAACAGUAUUUCAUGAUACAGUCCCAGCAUCUUGGUCUUUUUCUCUGCUUUGCUGUAGAAUACAACUUAAAUGGAAUAAUUCCUAAGUAGAGUAUUUCCUGAAGUUCCUUAGAUGGCGUUUAUCUGUCAGGGAGACUAGCAAAUCAAAGUUUGUUCCUUAUAACUACCUGAAGAAAAAUCUUUGGGAGUUAUUGAUUAGUUUGUUACUUGGAUCACAAUGUUCCAAUUCUGAAGCACACAUUUAAUUGCCUCAAAUUGUACUUCAACCAAUUGUUUUAUAGGAUAGACUUGGUCAUAUUCUGGUCUUGAAGCAACCUAAGUAUUUUCACUUAAAGCAAAUGGUGGUGCCUCCAUCACCCCGGAUAAUGUAGACUGUGUCUAGAUUACUGCUUGGUGCCAGAGAUUAGUAUUUCCCAUCAAAAUGGGGUGAUAUUCAAUAAAACCAAAGUUCAUUGUUAAAGUAAGUCACUGAUAUAAACUGCUUCUCUUAGAUCUAACAGUGACACCAGAAUUCCCAUAAUAACAGUAUGCAUCCAUAAAUGAAUGUUUUAUUCAAGUCACCAGGCAUCAUAAGCAAACUUUCAUUGCAUUUUGGAUGGUGUGUUCCUUAGUUUGAUUACAUUCAGAACUUGAAUAAUGCAUUGCAUUAAAUAUUUUUAAAUUUGCCUUUUUGUGAAUUGCCUUGGACCUUUUCCUAGAAAGUAACAACACAGGAUUUCCCCAAUUAUCAAGCAGAAAUUCUGACAUAAGAGCCUGUGGAACUCACCAGAAAAUACAGGAGUACAGUUCUGCUGGUAGCUGACAUUUAUGGACAAUGUAGUAAAGAGCUCUAAGGGUACAAUUGGUAUGCAGUGAAUGGCCUGUGAACUUCUGAACAGGUCAAUGUUUCCAUCAGAGGGACUUCAUUGAUAUUGCCUAACGUUGCUAUGGCACAAUAUAAAAGUAGAUAAUCUUUGUGAAUGUAUAUGGUCUAAAGGUUAAGGCCAGUGAAGAGUUAAUGAAAAAUUAAGUUGGUAAUUUUAAAAGUGUAAUGCAAUUUCCAUGUAAUUUCAGGUUACACCGUGGUCUCACACUGAAUAUAGGGUAUCAUCAUUCACUCAUCUUCAAACCAUAUAAGUAAUUUGUUGUAAUGAGCUUUAGAAUGGAGUUCCUUUUGGAAGUAGUAUCAAGGUAGUGUUGGUUACAGCUUAUUCAACUGAUUACAUUCAAAAAAAAAUAAAGGUCCAUGAAGAUUUGAUAUUUCAUCUGUAAAAUAUGUAACGUAGAGUAAGUGAAUGGUGUGAACAGAAUAAACAUUUCAUUCACUGAAAGUGAAAUCUCUGAUAUAAAUCUCUUGAUAAUCACUGAUUCUUUUCAGGCACUUGUUGAGGUACAGUACAAUAAAAUUUCUAGGUCUUUUCCCUUUUAAAGAGAUGGAAAAUGAUUUGGAUUUUUUACA